This is a messenger RNA of Ilex paraguariensis (yerba mate), 408 nucleotides long. NCBI's taxonomy places the organism in Eukaryota, Viridiplantae, Streptophyta, Magnoliopsida, Aquifoliales, Aquifoliaceae. The record is from the annotation of a GenBank genome assembly.
AUGAUGGAACACAAAAGAGGCCCAAUCUCUGUUGAGCAAGGCAGACUCACUUCAUUGACACCAAAACGACAUAAGGCUGAUCUAUCUAUCUCAUCAAAGGAAAGGAAAGAUAAGGUUGGUGAACGGAUUGCAGCUCUUCAACAGCUUGUUUCACCAUAUGGGAAGACUGAUACAGCUUCUGUCCUUCACGAAGUGAUGGAAUACAUAAUAUUCCUCCAUGAACAAGUUAAGGUUUUGAGUGCUCCAUACCUCCAUGGUACACCAACAGCUAAGACACAGGAAUUGGAGGCGUAUAGUCUGAGAAAUAAAGGCUUAUGUCUGGUGCCAAUUACUUGUACUGUUGGAGUUGCUAGCAGCAAUGGUGCAGAUAUUUGGGCCCCCAUCAAGACUGCUUCCCCUAAAUUUUGA